Messenger RNA from Sorex araneus (European shrew), 1350 nucleotides. RefSeq names its product uncoupling protein 3 (gene UCP3). Gene Ontology annotation, cellular component: mitochondrial membrane. The coding region runs from base 170 to 1096 and encodes 308 amino acids. NCBI's taxonomy places the organism in Eukaryota, Metazoa, Chordata, Mammalia, Eulipotyphla, Soricidae. The transcript has 7 exons. Gene Ontology annotation, biological process: adaptive thermogenesis; mitochondrial transmembrane transport; response to cold. The record is from RefSeq and is a predicted model, not a curated record. Gene Ontology annotation, molecular function: oxidative phosphorylation uncoupler activity.
GGCAAGGAGGCCAGUCGCUCUCUGCUCCCCUUGCCGGGGCGGAGCCCUGCAGAGCCCUCAGGAGCCCGGGGCUGCCCUGGCCCAGGCCCGCCGUGCAGCCUUCCCCCUGCGCUGAAGCCCCUCCCCACCCCCUGUGCCCUGGGAGGGACAGGCAGAGCCUUCCAGGACCAUGGUGGCAGUGACUCCCUCAGAGGUGCCGCCCACCACGGCGGUGAAGUUCCUGGGAGCGGGCACUGCCGCCUGCUUUGCUGACCUCCUCACCUUUCCGCUGGACACAGCCAAGGUCCGCCUGCAGAUCCAGGGGGAGAACCCGGCGGCGCGGAGCGCGCAGUACCGUGGCGUGCUGGGCACGAUCGUGACCAUGGUGCGCACCGAGGGCCCCCGCAGCCCCUACAACGGGCUGGUGGCGGGCCUGCAGCGCCAGAUGAGCUUCGCCUCCAUCCGCAUCGGCCUCUACGACUCGGUCAAGCAGCUCUACACCCCCAAAGGAUCGGACCACUGCGGCAUCACCACCCGCAUCCUGGCCGGCUGCACCACGGGCGCCCUGGCCGUCACCUGCGCGCAGCCCACCGACGUGGUGAAGGUGAGGUUCCAGGCCAGCGUGCAGCAGGGACCCGGAAGCCCUCGGAAGUACAAUGGGACGAUGGACGCCUACAGGACCAUCGCGCGGGAGGAGGGGCUCCGGGGCCUGUGGAAAGGAACUAUGCCCAACAUCACGAGGAAUGCCAUUGUCAACUGUGCUGAGAUGGUGACCUACGACAUCAUCAAGGAGAAGCUGUUAGAGUACGGACUGCUCACGGACAACUUCCCCUGCCACUUCGUCUCCGCCUUUGGAGCCGGCUUCUGUGCCACGGUGGUGGCCUCCCCGGUGGAUGUGGUGAAGACCCGGUAUAUGAACUCACCCCCAGGCCAGUACCGCAGCCCCCUGGACUGUAUGAUGAAGAUGGUAGCCCAGGAGGGCCCCACAGCCUUCUAUAAGGGGUUCACACCCUCCUUUUUGCGUUUGGGGGCCUGGAACGUGGUGAUGUUCGUCACCUUCGAGCAGCUGAAACGGGCCCUGAUGAAAGUCCAGAUGUUACGGGAAUCUCCGUUUUGAAGAAGGCUAGCGAGGUCAGCGGAGAACAGACUGAGGCAGCAGGGGGCCACUCUGAGAGGACAGACCAGCGCACUGUGGGGAGCUGAGUCCUGCUGCUGGGUCAGGAAACUCGAAACUCAAAAGGAUCCUGUCUUCAGUGCUGUCUUAAGAACAGCUCUGUGUUUUGCACUGACAAGAAGGAAAAUAAAUUAUGUUAAUUUUUGUAACCCACUGGGUUGGAUGCCUAACAUUUAGGCACAAGGAAAUAAGCCAAG